This is a messenger RNA of Cucurbita maxima (winter squash), 1747 nucleotides long. Its product is annotated as ninja-family protein mc410-like. Bases 183 to 1610 code for a protein of 475 amino acids. Gene Ontology annotation, cellular component: nucleus. Gene Ontology annotation, biological process: jasmonic acid mediated signaling pathway; negative regulation of DNA-templated transcription. The transcript has 4 exons. Lineage: Eukaryota; Viridiplantae; Streptophyta; Magnoliopsida; Cucurbitales; Cucurbitaceae. The record is from RefSeq and is a predicted model, not a curated record.
UUGCAGAUUGCCGAAAAUUCCCACGGGUUCUUCGCUUUACAAGAUGCCAUAGCUCAAGCUUUAGGGUUCGGUUUCAGGUUUUCUUCUAGCGUGAAUUUUAUUCGGUAUGUGCCUCUGUUAAAUUUCUUCUAAGGAAUAAGUGUAUGUCUUUUGCUAAUGUCAAUGAACUUAUAGUUUGAAAGAUGGAGAAUGAGGAUGGGCUUGAGCUUAGCUUGGGUCUGACCCUUGGUGGAGCUUGUGUCAAGUCUAGAAGUAAACUUACGAGCUCCUCCGGAGCAAACGCCGAGGAAAGCGAUAGAGGCAAUAAAUUGGUCGAUGAUUUUAAGAAUUUUCGACAUGGAGAUAAUCCGAGGCAGGAAUCAGACACGGGAUCUUUUGAAAGUAAUUCAAUUCCAUCUAAAGAUAAUUUCUUCAAUGACCUGUUGAAGGUCGGAAUGGAUGGAGAUUCUUUGAUCGAUUUGAAGAGGAAAGGAACCUGGAUCGAAAGUAGUUAUGCAGAAGCCGAGGAUGAAAAUCUGCCAGAUAUCAGCAAUAAACGGAAGUUGUUGUUCGUGGAAAUGAACGGUCAAAAGAAGCGCGAAAGAGAAUCUCACGAAAAAGGAAUGGCAUCACACAUUUCCUCUACUGAAGAUGGUUCGACUGCCGAAAAAGGCGAUGUCGUAGAGUCUAGACCCGAAGGUUCGACAUCAAGGUUAGCAUCAAAACAUGAUGAUAGCUACCAACAAUGUAUAUCUGUGGAAUUUCUGUGGAAUUUGCCUAAAGUUUCAAAGGAUAUCUGUGGAAUUUCUGAUUCAAGUAGGCAGAAAAGGUUUAACAGUUCAUCAGUUGGAGUUCCAAACUCUAUCCAAGUCAUGAAUAUGCAUAAUGUUAACACUCAUGGUGUGCCUAGCUCAAUGGGUCACUUGCAACUCGGAAUGCAGCAUGUGCCACCUACUAUAAACGGUGACCGAUCGGGACCCGAGCAUGUAAACCUUAGAAACUUGCCUCUUACAGCUGGUGUUUCACCGCUUCCGAUUUCGGCAAUGGACAAAGAUAAGCCAUGGGGUUUGGUUUCUCAUCCUCAAAUGAUCCAUCGCCCCUAUGGCGGGGGCACCCCGUCUACUAGCUCAGUUGCCGAGCAAGUAAUCGGACAUUUUUCAUUCGAGGGAUUGCUCCACGGUGAGAGCGCAACGGAACGUACCAAAGACGAUAGCAAACAGUCCGCCAUGGAAGAGGGUUUGUCCUCUUCUCGAGCAGAACACAUGAAAGUAAGCAUUCCGAACGUUAAUACGAAAGACAUAUUAGAGCGACCGAAAGCGGCUGGUGUGUCCCUUGAUAUCCCAGCUAUAAAGCCAGGCAUUGGUACAGAUAUAGAAUUUGGGGGAUGUGGUUCAUACCCAAACCUCCCUUGGGUUUCCACCACUGGUGCUGGCCCUACUGGUAAGACUAUCUCUGGUGUAACAUAUAGGUUUAAUGCAAACCAGAUCAAGAUUGUUUGUGCUUGCCAUGGUACUCACAUGUCUCCUGAAGAGUUCAUUCGACAUGCGAACGGCGAGAAUUUUAGUGCACAGAAUGACAAUGGUCCCGCAACGAUUCCUAACAAAAACCCCACUGCCUCGGCACGAAGUUGAUGUGUGAUAUUUUCUCGGAAUGAAAACGUCGAAGUUGCGGUGAAGAGGCUGGUAGACAUGAUUUUGCAGGCACCUGUCUUGUUAUAUAUUUCCUUGUAUCAUAAGGUAAGUUGAUAAUGUUCGAGUAUUUUCAUGAU